Molecule: messenger RNA, 1098 nt
Organism: Trachymyrmex septentrionalis
Lineage: Eukaryota; Metazoa; Arthropoda; Insecta; Hymenoptera; Formicidae
Exons: 3
Coding region: 1-1098 (365 amino acids)
Biological process (GO): adenylate cyclase-activating adrenergic receptor signaling pathway
Cellular component (GO): membrane
Molecular function (GO): G protein-coupled receptor activity; dopamine neurotransmitter receptor activity, coupled via Gi/Go
Source: RefSeq, a predicted model, not a curated record
AUGGAGGCAAGAGCGAAUGAUUCAUUCGUGAGAUCGAUCCUUCGAAACCUUUCCCUGACUCGCGAGCAUCGGCACCUGGACGAGCCACCUGGAGGAGAAGCGGCUACAAACGUCAUCGAUGUUGUCGCCACGACCGUGCAAGAGGAGAAGAUGGCGGACUUUCUGGGCGAUGCCCUUGCGGGGAAUGAUAGUGACGUCGAUGGCGACGGAUCCGGUUGGUUCAAUGACUCGACGACCGCCACCUUUUCGACUCUGUCCGCUUCCUCGUCAUUCGCAGACUCCACGUCGUCAUACUCUACGAGCGUUGACAACUAUACCGGUAGCGUAUCCGACCUCUUCGCCUUCGACGACCUGAAUGAUUACAUCAAUCGACUGAACUACAGCGUUCUCGUGAAUCUGACGGCCUACUACGACGGCGGCACAGAUCUGAAUCUCAGUAGUGUUAAUUGCACGUCGUCGAUAGUCGCCGGAGGAACCGUCAGGCCGGGUGAGUGCGGGACUGCCGGCGUCGACGAGAAGUCUAACGCGAACAGCUGGUGGGCUCUGAUACUCGUGAUUGUGCCAUGUUUGACGCUCUUCGGUAACGUGCUCGUCAUCCUAGCGGUAGUGAGAGAACGAGCGUUGCAGACUGUCACUAACUACUUUAUCGUCAGUUUGGCGGUCGCCGAUCUCCUCGUAGCGGUGCUUGUUAUGCCGUUCGCCGUCUACGUACUGUGUUUCGAUCCCAUUCAAAUGCAAGGAGAAGUAAAGAACGUGCCUUUACUGCGGUACGAACUGAUUCGUUUUAGUAUAAUCCGGUUACUUCAUGUUACGGUAAGAAGAAACGAGCAACGUUUUGAUUUUUCUACCAGAACAUUCGCUGAUGUGCUUGAAGAAUAUUACGCGAUCGUGUACGCGCGAGAGAACGGUGAUCUGGUUCACUCUGAUGCGGCAUUGACGGUAAGCUGGCUGCUGGAAGGCCAGGUGAUGGGACAUACGACUCUCGACGGUGCGAUCUUCGGAGCUUUGAAGCUUUGGGAGCACGAUCGAAAGCCAUCGUGUCUCCCACCGACUGCCUCAAUGGCGUCGGAUUGGAUCAAAGAGGCUCGUUGGGAAUAG